UCUCAGGUCAAGUCUAACCACUGCUCCCUUGACCAAUCCCUCGGAGACUCCUAAUCCCCGCCUCCAACUUUUCCAUCAUCCUCUCCGCCAUCUCCUUUUUCUCUUCGAUGUCAGAGUCGAGGGGACUCUGCAACUGCUGCGCCAAAUUCCUCAUCUCCGCCGGCCUCACCGCUCUCGUCUUAUGGAUCUCUUUCCGCUUCAUCAAACCCCGCUACUACCUCGUCUCCUUCUCCCUCCCGACGGCCAACUCUUCUUCCCUCGUCGCCUCAUUUCAGCUCGAGAUCGAGAACAAGAAUCGUCAAAUCGGCAUCUACCACGACGACAUCGCCCUAGACCUCUUCGCCGGCCCCAAUCUCUCUUCUCCACUCUCCCACUUCGUCGUCCCGGCUUUCUAUCAAGGCCAUCUCAAGACAGCUGAGAAGCCCGGUAACUUCAGCAUCAUCUCCGGCAGGAAUCUGACGAAGUUCGCCGUAGAAUCGGUGUUCCGAGUUUCGGCGAACUCGGCGUUCCGGUUCAAGGUGUUGGGAUGGAAGAGUCGGCACCAUGCUGUGAGCGUUGCCGGCGAGGUGGAGGUUGAUUCAGACGGUAAGAAGACUGCUAAGAAAGGGAUACGAUUGUCGUCGUCCUGCACGGCGAUAGUUCCCCCGGUGGUCCCAGGUUGUGUUUUCCUUUAUGCGAUGGUGUUAUUGUGGUUAUGAUUGAAGAUUGGACGAUCGUGAUUGAUUAGCAGCCUGCUCCCACGCCAUAGGUUAGAAGUAAUUUUUUUGGUGGUCAUUAUGGCGGUGGUGGUGAUAUGUUGGUGUGUGAGCGGUAAUUUAUAUUUU
Molecule: messenger RNA, 824 nt
Organism: Phalaenopsis equestris
Lineage: Eukaryota; Viridiplantae; Streptophyta; Magnoliopsida; Asparagales; Orchidaceae
Product: protein NDR1-like
Exons: 1
Coding region: 108-698 (196 amino acids)
Biological process (GO): defense response to other organism
Source: RefSeq, a predicted model, not a curated record